AUGACUGAUUCUUCUGUUAAACACUGAGUAGAAUAGGGAAACUGAAAAGUACUUUAGAUAUUCUGAGUAUUUAAUGUCGGAAUUUAGUACAGCGCAUUUGUACAUUUUCAUGAUGGGCAGGACCAAAGGCAGUGGAUGCUCUGGGAGAGGCGUGAUUAUACUGUGCAUGCUUGCUGCUGGGGACACUGCUAUUAUCCCAGACAUGCCUACUGUUGUUUUGCUUGUCAUUAGUAGACUGUAGUGUAUAUCUGUGUAUUGGUGUGGUGUAAGGACUGUUCAAACCAGGUAUUACAGGAUCAGCUGGAAAGUACAUGGGUAGACCUGGUAAGAGUGGAAAUAUUUCAGUCAUGCAUUAUUAUGUCCGUGUUAAAAUCACUCACCCAUCAGUCUUGCUGUAAACAGUAUGCUUAUUGGACAUGUGUUGGCUUGGUCUUGAGUAGGCACAACUUUGAUGCUGAAACACCAGGCUGGAGGUCUGUUACAGGGUGGCCAACUUUUGUCAGCUGGCUGGAGUGAGAUUUUCAAUUCAAGACACAUGCACAAGCAUUUACCCCGGCGCUUUUGAUGUAGCUAAUUUUAGGUUUAUAAUGGAAUAAUAUAGAUUUACCGUAAGAUCUCUUGUGUGAGAUGUGUGGGAGUAGGUAACCUUGCUCUAAGAUAACUUGAAAAUCAAUGUCCACCGAGUUUAUGGGCGUGAGCCAUUAUCUCAGGAAGCACAGGGUGGGUCCACUGCAAAGAACCAGCAGGAUGAGCCCUCAAAUACUGCUUGAAAAACUGGAAGAAUGACUGGAAGCUUUGGCGGGCAGCCAUGUCAAACACAAAGCAUGCAGUGUUUCCGUGUGUCCACAAAAACUGAGCAUGUGACUAUCCACUCUGUUGUAGGUGAUAAUUCUGUCUUACUCUCCCCAGUAAAUAUUUGCCUGGAAAUUGACAAUUGGGAAAAGUUCAAGUGUGAAUUUUCACUGGAGGAAAUAAUUGCCAUUGAUCAAUCUUGCCAGUUUAAUGAAUAAAUUUAAUGAAUUAAUUGAUAAUGAAUCAAUUAAUUUAACAAGUACAUAACCUGCAAUACACUUCCAUAAUACGAAAACUAUAAGAUGUAUACAAUAUACAUUUUUUACAGAUAUUCAGUGAUGCCCCCCCCCCAACUCUGGCCAGAAUAAUCCGUUGGAAUAUUGAUGGAAAUAUCUAACAUAAUCCCACCACUCGGUGGCAGCAGAACAAAGGUUGUCUGUGUUUAUUUUCAAGUGUAAUGUUGCCAGAACCUAUGAUCAGUUUAAUUUUGGGUAGGAGUGCUGCAGCAUGGGUGGUUUGGUGGGUAGCAGUGUCGUAACACUGUCUCCAGGCCUGGGGCUUUCAACCUAUCUUGUGUGUGUCUUUUUCUGCGUCUGUCUGUGGUUUUCACGUUCUCCUUGUUUCAAACGGAUUUCUUACCUCACUCCAAAGACAUGCAGUAAAUCUAACAGGUAUCUGCCCCUAAUUUCUCGUGCAUGUGCGUGAGCUCUGACUGUCUGGCUUCUCUUUAUGUUGUGCACUGUUACCUGGAAUAGUUUGCAGCCACCUAGUGGUGAGUAUGUAGCUUAGCACUACAAGAACCACAUUCAAAUAUCUAUUAAAAUUGAAUCGCUUAAGACAUAUAUUUUAUUUUUUCCAUCUCUGUAACCUCUCUAUGUGUAUAUGAAUGCAGUGUUGAACUCUGCAAGUAUCUAUAACACUGUGACAUCACAGCCGAGAACAGGAGCCUGACGGUGAAACAGGCCCUUAGCUGCCACCUUGGUGAACAGCUGUGGGCGUGAAGCUUCAAUUACAGCCUGCUGGAGUGGGCCCGCAGUGAAAUGACUUACAUACUGCACCAAACUUUUAAAUAACAACUCAGACACAACUGCGCAAAUCCCUCUCGAAACUUUCUUUGAGGUCGAGUCAAAGUGAAGAGCAGGUAGGAGAGCUUAAUUGCUGAAGAAUAAGACAUAAUGUGAAAAAGUUUUAGAGUUCCACAGAUUAGGGCAUGAUCCUCAUCAUUAUUAUAUCCACAAAGGAUGAACUGAGAACUGAUACAAUUCAGAAAUACGAUUUUUUUUCAACACCAAAUAUAAAGCCAGGAAGAAAGUAACUCUGAGAGUAGUCACAGGAUAAAGCCAGUAGAAAACAGAACAUACCCACACACACAGGGCUAAAUAAAACAAUAACAAAUUGAAAAAACAUGCGUUCCAUUCUUUGUGGCUCCGUCAGACGUUAAUCUGAAGCACAGUAGAAUCUGUUGGGCUCAUGGUCGCUUUGAUGAUGUUCCUGCUGUUUGCCAAUGAGGAUGAUCAUGACGAAGGCCAUGACGUUGACAAUACCGGCAAGUUUGACCUCUCCUGCAUUUCUGGCUUCUCUAAGUGAACCCCCGCACCCACCCUUGAUAAUAGAAAUUCAGGCUAUAUUUGGACCCUGUGAUGUCACAAGUAGUUUAGGCAGGAUGCUAUAACUGAGCAGGCAGUAUAUGCAAGCCAGAAAUACCAGAGACAACACAAGUGCCCUGCUGGGAAGGCUGGUGGAUCUCAUCCCCACGGAUUAGUGUAACAUCAGUUUGGGUUUACCAUAAAGAAAGAACAUGUGUCACCCGAAGCUGCCCGCUUUCUUCCUCGCGCUGUCCCUGGUGCUGCGCUGUGUUACAGCUGCUCCCAACAACUGGUACUCGGUUUCGUCCAGUGAACUGACGGAUCCCCGACCAGAAGGCUGGAUAUCCCCCGGGUUUUCAACCAACCCCUUCCUAAAAUUGGAUAAUCCGUUACCCCAGGAGGGUCUAACGGCAGUCAACAGGCACCACAUACAGAAGCGGAGGUGCAACACGGCCACGUGUGUCACCCAGCGGCUCGCCGACUUCCUGAUCCGAUCCAGUAACACCAUCGGCACGGUGUACGCCCCUACCAAUGUCGGCUCCAACACUUACGGCAAGAGGGAGCUGCUGGCAUCCAUCGGCAACCAAGGUCUUUAGUCCAGGAUAUAGCUGCAGGAACUAUUUCCCGCAAUGGUCACGCGUAGUACAUUAACUUUAAACUAUAAUAAUAAUCAUCUGUUCUAGUUUCCGUUUAGCUGUUUGUUGAUGGUUUGCCCUGAUUUUAUUUCAUUUUAUUUCACCGUCAUUGGUCGGCUUUGUUCAUCCAGCGCGUCAUACCAUUACCAUACUGGCUCCAGCAAUCAACCAAAAACUGUCUAGAUUUAGCAUGACUUUACAAUGACGUGUGUGUGAAAUGUACCGAACAAAGAAUAUGUAAACUGGGCCAAUUAUAUAUACCUAGAAAUAAACAGCAUUGUUUGAUUUUGUAAUAAAACUGAGUAUUUCAAA
This is a messenger RNA of Brienomyrus brachyistius, 3325 nucleotides long. Its product is annotated as islet amyloid polypeptide. Gene Ontology annotation, cellular component: extracellular region. Lineage: Eukaryota; Metazoa; Chordata; Actinopteri; Osteoglossiformes; Mormyridae. The transcript has 4 exons. Bases 2591 to 2974 code for a protein of 127 amino acids. Gene Ontology annotation, molecular function: hormone activity. The record is from RefSeq and is a predicted model, not a curated record.